ACUAAUAAUCGAUCAAGUUUAUCACGUGAUAUGAAGUUUUUUCUGAAUAAUAAUUAUAUCUCUCCUUGUUUAUUUCACACACGUUUCUAGUCAAAAAACGAUAAGUUCUUUUGAUUUCGAAAUGAAUAGUAGUUCAUUAAUUUGAUGAUAUUCAUUUCAUCAUCAAUAUUAUUAAUUAUCAAUUGCAAUAUACAAUAUUUAUAAUUAACUCAUACGAAUAGAACGUGGCAUUUGACAAACGUUCUUUGAAUUCUAUGAUGCAGAAAAUAUGAAAUUUAAAAAUAAAUUCUAUAUACCUAAGUUAAACAUUAAAAAUAAUUUCGAAAUAUAUUUUUAAAAGUAACGAUUCCGCUUUAUGCAGAAUUGGUUAAAGGCUGGCAACUUAAAGAGGAAUCGAAUAUCAAAUGCAUAUAUAAAAAAUGAACGUGACAGACAAUAUGUUUGGAACAUCAGCUCCCGUGCCCAAGUGUGAUCGAUAUUAUACAGAUCAUCACAAUAGAACCAGCUUUAUUAUAAAAGGUUAUGAAGGCAUUCCAGAGAAUUUAGUGAUGAAUGUUUCAAUUUGGCUGAUUUUACUAAUUUUAUUCUCAUUUCUCCGAAAACUUGCAUGGGAUUAUGGAAGGAUUGCAUUAAUUAGUCGAAAUGAAUCAAGAGAAUUACUACCAUAUGAAUCGAGAUAUAAUGUGUGGACUUCUCUAUUCUACGGGAAUAGAGAUAACACAGAUGGAUGGACGUCGGAAAUAUCUAUUGAUCAAAGUUUACAAAACCAAGAUAAGGGAUUUUGCUCGUGGAUAGUAGCUUUCUUUAAAAUAACUGAUGAGCAUAUUCUUCAAAAAUCUGGAAGGGACGCUAUUCAAUAUCUUAAAUUUCAACGUUAUCUGAUUAUAUUUACAACAAUUAUUACUGCAUUUUGUAUUGGCGUUGUACUUCCCAUCAAUUUUAAGGGAACAUUAGAACGCGAUCGACAAUCAUUUGGAUUUUCCACUAUGAGUAAUUUAGAUGUGUCGUCGCCUCUGCUUUGGGUUCACGCAACGGGAGCUAUUGCCUAUCUCUGUAUUGCUAUUUUGCUGAUGCGACACUUUACAUCCAAAUUGAGACAUGAAGAUAUCGAUGGUCAUGUAACAAGAACAGUCAUGAUAAUGAAUAUUCCAUCUCAGCAUUGCUUUAAAACAACGAUUAUGGAACAUUUUCAACAAGCUUAUCCAGAUACGAGAGUAGAAGAUGUUCAGUUUGCGUACAACAUAACCCAACUAGUUGCGUUGGAUAAAAAGAAGCAAAGAGCGUUUGAAGGAUUAAAUAAUUCUCAAAUUAUUUUGCAAAAAACUGGCGAAAGGCCAACAAUGUUACCAUUCGUUUGUGGACAUUGUUGCAAAUGUUGCACGUGUUGUGGUUGUAAACACGUAGAUGCUAUUGAUUACUAUUCAAGCAAACUUGAAAAAUAUAGGGAUGAAGUAGAUAGCGAAAAAGUACACGCUUUUCGAGAUCCUUUGGGAAUAGCUUUUGUGACUUUUGAAGAGGAAAACGCCGCAUUAAGUGUUCGAAAUGAUUUUAAACGAUCCUGCCGAGGUCACGUUCCUAGUCCUUCAACAAAUAGUUUCGAGUUAAACGUAGCUAAUUGGGAAGUUGAACACGCCCCAGCACCCGAUAAUAUCUAUUGGGAAAAUCUUUCAAUUUCUCCUGCCAUCUGGUGGUCAAAAGCAUUUUUUAUCAAUGCUCUACUAUUUAUACUAUUAUUUUUUCUAACAACUCCAUCAAUUGUCCUAAAUUUAUUAAAUGAAGGGAAUUAUUACAAAAGUGCGUUGGAUAAACUUCACAGUCAUCUACUUGCUCAAUUUAUACCUACUCUAAUUCUAUGGUUAGCAUCAGCUCUCUUACCGUCUUUGGUGUAUAAUUCCGAUCAAUUGAUUGGACAUUGGACAAGAUCGGCUGAACAUCAUGCGGUUAUGAGAAAGACAUUUCUUUUCCUUGUUUUAAUGGUUUUAAUAUUACCAUCUCUCGGCUUAACAAGCGCAAAAGCUCUAUUUGACUAUUUUGCUUCGAAGGACGAAAAAACUAUUACUUUUAAAUGGGAAUGUAUUUUUAUUCCUGACAAUGGAGCAUUUUUUGUAAAUUAUGUAAUAACGUCAGCAUUUAUUGGAACAGCAGCGGAAAUAAUAAGAUUUCCAGAGUUGUUUAUCUAUACUAUGAAACUAUUAUUUGCUAAAUCGGCUGCAGAGCGUACUUCAGUAAGAAAGUCAGUUGUAUGGGAAUUUCAAUUUGGAGUGCAAUACGCUUGGAUGUUGUGCGUAUUUACAGUCGUUGUAUCUUACAGCCUUCUAUGUCCACUUAUAACUCCUUUUGGUUUGGUUUAUAUGAUAUUCAAACAUGCCGUUGAUAGAUAUAAUAUCUAUUUUGCUUAUGGACCUUCAAAAAUUGACAAGCACGUGCAUUCUAGUGCCAUCAACUUCGUUAUCAUUGCCGUCAGCUUUGCCCAAGCUAUCCUUGUCUUUUUCAUCAUUGUACGCUCCGGAGGAGUGCAGAAAUCUAGCAAUGUUCAAAUUUUGUCUCUAUUUGCAACUGUCGCCCUAUUUCUUACUAUAACUUUAUUUUUGGGUAGAGUUUGCCUUGGAUGGUUCAAGGUGAUCAGUCCAAUGGCGUAUAAGAGAACUGAUUCUCCUAGACGCUCCCCCACUCCGGAAGAAACAUCUAAACCUUUUAUACCAAACAUUCUCCUCCACGAAGAUGAUGUAGAACAAAACGUUGGAACUUCUUACGGAUCAACCAAUCCUGUUAUACCAAUAGUCAACUCCGAAAGUAAUCAAGAGCAGCAGCAAUAGUGCUAAUUGCAAUACAGCAGACUUUUAAGUGUACAUAAUACAGCGAAACAUUCAAAUAUAAUUAUUACAAAUAUUUUGUAUAUAAAUUAAUUUAAAGGUAACACUUGUUUUCCAUUACUAUCAAAAAGAUUAUUGUAAAUUGGGCAAUUCGAUUUAAAUUUCCCUUCACAUAAAUUGACCUCUCUUUACUGAUUCUUCUUUAAAACUAGGAACAUUUUCUAUAACUGCUGAAUGAAAUCUUGAUAGCAUUUCUUGAGCCGACCAUCUCGGACUAUGUGGAUACUGUUCAAUUUUUUUCGAAUAGAUCGAUUUAACGUCUUUGUUUCGAUGAAAUAUUGACUUUAAAUAGCAUGCAGGAGAAUCAACGGGAAAGGAUAAGGGUAAUUUUAAUUGAACUGUAAACAUAAAAUCAUUCCAUGUAAGGAGUACAGUUAUUACUUCAUCGUUCAUUUCUAUAAGACUCUCCCUAUAUUUUUCUCUGAACUGAAGGAAAAAUUCAAUUUUCGUUCUCUUCUGAUUAACACCAUUUUGUAAAGUAGUUUUCAAGGCUUCUAUAAUUACAGGAACAUAGUCCGCGAGCGAUGUUCUUAUAGAAUAGGGGGGUAUCUGUAGUCUUCGUAUUCCGCCGAUAAUAUCUUCAAGGUUUUCAGACAACAAAAGGUCAGGCUGUACUUUCUCAGGUUCUCUACCUCGAAAUGUAACCGUUAGUUUGGCAGUGAAUCGGUUAUUACUUUUAUCCUUCGUGAAAGCCUUAACGUAAGUUGUUACAUUUAAGUUUAUGUGAAAUACAUAGGGUCCAUUAUCAUUUUGGCAAAAAACCUCUAUAUCUGAGGGUCCGAUACAUCUAUUUUUCAUCAAGAGUUCGUAUUCUCUUCUCAUUCUUUCAUUUGAAUUUAACUUUUCAACUUGAUAUUUUUGAUAUUGGCGGUAGAGAUCUAAUAAUAAUUCUACAAAUGCUGAGUGAUCGUUCUUAUCCCAAUGUGUAAUAGAUUUCAUUUCAUUCAAGUCGGGCAAAAAAUUUUCGUCAUCCUGGGGAAAAAUUUCGGGUGGAUAUUCUUGUACAUCUUGAUUAUUGAACUUGAUCAUAAAUUUCUUUUGAACUUUUUCAACAUAGCUAAAUUUGAUUGUAUAUUCGUCAUAAGCUGAUGAUUUGCGAGAAGCUUUUCGGAGAGCAAUCUCAAAAAUCUUCUCUGACAUCGGAUUUUUAUUGUGAUCUAAUAGUUCUGUAAUAUAUACCUCCUUGGUCGUCAUUCUUGUGAGAUUGUCACUUUUAAAAAAUAAUCAUAUAAAUGAUAAACAAGGAAAGGAAAACACGAAUUUAGGAUUUGUUUUUCCGGUUCCGGUUAUAAAUUUAUAAAUAAAAAAAUUACUCUUUUAAUUAAUAAAAAAGCUUCCAAAUAUCCUUGAAUAUUGUAAUUUUUUCAAUGCAUCACUAAUUCUAU
Messenger RNA from Dimorphilus gyrociliatus, 4258 nucleotides. NCBI's taxonomy places the organism in Eukaryota, Metazoa, Annelida, Polychaeta, Dinophilidae. The record is from the annotation of a GenBank genome assembly.